AUGACCUCCAAGGUCAGAAUGCUGCAGAGGAAGGAAGGAGACCCUCAUUGCCAAGAGGUGGUUCGGUUUGCAGUGCUUUGCAGAGUGCUCACUCUUUUCCUCCAGGCAAGUCCCCCAACACCAAGCACUGAAAUAUACAAUAUCACUGAAAUAUAACCCGCCUGGCAUUCUCAGAUCAGGACAGAUGACAUCAGAAAUAAAUACUGGGUUCUUUUUCAUAUGUUUAAAGUUCAAAAGGUAGUAUAUCUGUUCUAGAUAGAGAGGGGUCAUACCUAGCUCAGUGUUGGAGCACAUGCCUUUCUUCCAGAAAUUUGCAGGUUAAAACCCUAAACAUUUCCAGUUAGAAUGAUCAGUGUAGAGAGUUUGGGACAAGUGGGAUCCACCAAGGAUCUGUAUUACAGGGCUGCUGUGUUUAACUUGCUCAUAAAUGAUACAGGGUUUGGGGUGAGCUGUGUGUUGACCCAAGUAUGCCAAUGAUACUAAAGUAUUAAAAAAGGGAUUGUGAAAAUGAUCAAGGAGCUGUAGCAAAUCCCAUGAAGAGGAAGGAUUUCAGCAUUGGAGCUUUUUAGCUUAGAAAAAGGGUGAAUAAGGAGGGGAGAGGACAUGAUAGAAAUGUAUAAAAAUUAUGCAUGGCAUGGAGAAAAUGAACAGAGAGACAUUUUUAAAGUACUUUUUCAUCAGCACGUAGUUUGUUAUUCUAAGGCAUUUGCUGCCAUGCAAUGUAGUGAUGGCCACCAACUUAGAUGGGUAGUCCAGCUGGUCUGGCAGAGCCCUGGGACAAUCUCUAGCCAUUGCAGCUGAAGCUUCCUCUGUCUGCUAGCGUCCUUCAAUGGUGCAGAAAAUAUAGUGACUGGGCCCCUGUUGCUACAGUUCCCCAUCUGAGAUAGUUACGUAAAUUAUUUUAGAACUCCCCCAAAAGGUGUACUUUUUGGAGUGUGUAUGAGUACGAAUGGCAUUCCCUCAGCGAAUCCAACAGAAAUGCAGCAGGAAGCUUCUUCUGCAGAUUAGUUAUUUGGAUGCACAGAAUUCACGUGUUGUGGCAUAAUAGUGUGCUCUCCAUCACGUACUCAAUAGUUUGGGAACCAAAUGUAAGUCCACAGACAUGAUGUGGACUACACACUUUAAAAAAUGAAAACAAAAUAUUCUCAAUAAUCCACAUUUUGUUCUGGAAAGCCAAUCCUAUGCAGAAUUUCUGAAGAUUAGUAGCUGUGCCUUUGUAAUCUCUGAGCAGGCAAGAUUCCCCCCCCCCCCCAGCUAUUCUUGUGCUCAGAGGAACAUGAAGCCAGCUGCAGGAGCUUUGUCUACAUAAUAGGUAUUUGACAUUUAAAUUAGGCAUAUUUUUACUGCAAUAGCAAGGGAGGCCCUGAAAAGAGAGCAUCCUGUGCAUUUUGCCAAAGAUACCACUUUUCCUCACAAAAUCUCAACCAACUUGUGAACCAGAAGCACUGCUUUCAGGCUGAUAGGAACGUUGCUCCCAAUUUCUCUGUGGUGAUGGCAACCAGAAAUUCAGCUAACCUAUGUCAUUGGCAGUGUAAGAUGAGUCUUCACUAGGAUUAAGGCAUUAGGGUUUUGGGGUGGCUAGAACCAAAAUUAAAUGCAGCCUGUAGGGUUAAGGCAGCCUUCCUCAACCUGGUGUCCUUCAGAUGUUUUGGUUUACAACCCAUUGUACCUGACCAUUGGCUAUGCUGGUUGGGGCUGACAGGAAUUGGGAGUCAGCAGCAGCUGAGGGCACCAAGCUUGGGGAAGCCGGCUUGAGUCAAGACUAAAGCAAACAGCACAUACAAGUUCUGAGACUUCAUACUUGUGUAGGAUGAGAAAACCAGGGUAAACUGGAGCCAGAGUAAGCCAUUACUAAGAAUUCAGUUAUGUGAGCGUGAAUUGAGGAGAGAUGGAAGAGAAACAAUGCAUUUCUGUGGCAGCUCCCCAACUGGAAUUUCUACCCAAAAGAAGUCAGAUUGAUACUGUCCCUGGUGGCUUUUGUGCAGGCAGUGAAACGCUUCACUUUUUCCCUGGUUCUUAAUCAUGGUGUUAACUUCUCUAUUCUCCUUGGUUUACAACCUUUGGCUUUAAUUUUGUUAAAAAUUAGGUUGCAGGAGGCUAGCUUGGGAGAUGGAAAUCCAUGGCUUGUACUUAACAUGACUCAGAGGCUGAGGAAGUUCCCUGCUGGAUCAGAACAAAGCCCAUUAAAUCCAGCGUCCUGCUUCACGUAGUGGCCAACUAGAAGUUGCUGGAGAGCCACUGCCAGUCAGAGUAGACUGUGCAGUGCUAGAUGGACACAUAGGCUAAACUGUUAUAAGGCCACCUCCCAUGUCCCUGUGUUGUACAUGGGGCAUAUUAACACAGUAUGCUGGCCAAAAAGUGUUGCAUAUUCCAGCCUUAGAAGAACUUUGGGUAGAAUGCAGUUUCAUCUUGACAGCUACAAUGGGAUCCUACUAAAGUUCCUUGUAGGACCAUGGGUAAGUUCUUACACUGGGAACUGUGCCAAAUACACACACAGUUGAUGCCAGACAGACUGCUAGCAGGAGAAUUCCUUUUUGGUCCCUUAUAGCUUGGGCUGGGUAUUGUCGUCUGGCCAGCCAAAUAGCCACAGGGUUGUUGUUUUUUAUGGAAAGGCAUGACUGCCUUUAUUGAGUUUGAUUUCAUUAGAUGUGUGGCUCUCUCUGUUCCUUGUGUGCCAACACAUAAUUGGAUUGAUUGCACAAAGGAAACCCCCGAGUUUGACAUUUCUGUAUGCUUCGUCUGGCUCGGCAAGUUGGAAUGACUUUUCAUUUGGCAGAUGAUCUCGGUGCACAUUUAGAAAUUGCGGUCUUUGGCAUGUUGCUCUUUUCUCCCACAGUUUAACGAGGUACAAAGCAUGCUCACUGAUCAGUUGUUUCCCCCAAAAAGCACCUUCAUCUUGGCAUACAGGACUGCUGGCUUAGCAUAGUGGCUAAGUUGCUGGUUCAGAUGCCACCUCUGUCAUGAACUCAUGAAACAGUUGUAGUUUCAUGCCCACAUCUGCAAUAUGGUGAUAGUAAUACUGGCACCCUUUACUUGGUUGUUGUAAGGAUUGUAAGAUACCGAGAAGAGAGCCUUCUUGAUAGUGGUGCCCUCCCUGCAGAACACCCUCCCUUUAGAUGUCAAGGAAAUAAACAACUAUCUGACUUUUAGAAGACAUCUGAAGGCAGCCCUGUUUAGGGAAGUAUUUUAAGGAUUGAUGUUUUUAUUAUGUUUUUAGAUACAUUGUAAGCCACCCAGAGUGGCUGGGAAAACCCAGCCAGAUGGGCGGGGUAUUGGUAUUAUUAUUAUUAUUUUACUUAACCCACUUCCUUAGUCUUAUCCAUUACAGUGGUGCCCCGCAAGACGAAUGCCUCGCAAGACGAAAAACUCGCUAGACGAAAGGGUUUUGCGUUUUUUGAGUCGUUCUGCAAGACGAAUUUCCCUAUGGGCUUGCUUCGCAAGACGAAACGUCUUGCGAGUUUGUUUCCUUUUUCUUAAAGCCGCUAAGCUGUUAAUAGCUGUUAAUAGCCGCUAAGCCGCUAAUAGCCGUGCUUCGCAAGACGAAAAAACCGCAAGACGACGAGACUCGCGGAACGGAUUAAUUUCGUCUUGCGAGGCACCACUGUAUAUGCAGUUUACAGUCUGUUGGAGAAAGUCUAGAAGACAUUAAGGGUUGUGUCCAAUGCUAGUCCUAUUUGAAGUGGGCUCUUUGGGUGGUCUUCAGGUAAGUUUUAUUCAGAGUAGAUACACUGAAAUGAAUGAUGUGACUAAGUUAAUUCCAUUAAUUUCAGUAGGUCUACUGUUGAGUGAAAAGUGGAAGUUAAUGGACAUGAUUAACUUAAAGGUAAAGGUAAAGGGACCCCUGACCAUUAGGUCCAGUCGUGGCCGACUCUGGGGUUGCGACGCUCAUCUCGCUUUAUUGGCCGAGGGAGCCGGCGUACAGCUUCCGGGUCAUGUGGCCAACAUGACUAAGCCACUUCUGGUGAACCAGAGCAGUGCACGGAAAUGCCAUUUACCUUCCCGCUGGAGCGGUACCUAUUUAUCUACUUGCACUUUGACGUGCUUUUGAACUGCUAGGUUGGCAGGAGCAGGGACCAAGCAACGGGAGCUCACCCCGUCGCGGGGAUUCGAACCGCCAACCUUCUGAUCAGCAAGUCCUAGGCUCAGUGAUUUAACCCACAGUGCCGUGAUUAACUUAGGUUCAUUAAUUUCAGUGGGUCUACUCUGAGUAGCACUUAGUUGGACACUACCCUAAGGAAAUAACAUUGGUGGCUAAAGAAAAAAGUUCUCCAACUGCUGCAUUUGCCCAAGUUGUCCGUUCUCCCGUUUCCCCGCUAGAAAUGCCUCUAAAACAGCUCCUGCAUGAGAAAUCGCCCCAGACCCAGAGGUAAUGCCUUCAAGUCCUUGUUUGGGGCAGGGGAUGACUUGCUGUGAGGCUUUGAAUUCCCUGGUCAGGUUCAGGUCCCAAAUCGGAGGGAACAUGUUGCUUUGGGGAGGGAGGGGGACAGGAUGUUGACUUGGCUGUCAUUUUCUAUCCUUUCUUCCCACUCUUCCCAGGCCCUUUUCAACCUCCUGAUCCCCGACCAUGCUGCUGAUGCCUUCUCUCCACCCCGUUUGUCUGAGUACGGGUUUUGCGACUGGAUCUUGGAGUGGCUCCUGGGAGGCCUGUCACGGUGGGAUGCGGAGCACUUCUUGUUUAUAGCUGAGCACGGCUACGUGUAUGAGCACAAUUGUGCCUUCUUCCCCUUGUUUCCCUUGAGCCUGCGAGCGGCAGCAGAAACGGUGCUGUGGCCCUUCCAAGGCUUCUUAUCUCUCCGCAGCCGCCUGCUCCUUUCUGCAGCUCUGCUCAAUGGUCUGUUCUCUGCCUGGGCAGCAUGGACUCUGUAUAAGCUCAGCUGCGCAGUCCUGCAGUGCCACAGGAAGGCGUUCCUGUCAGCCAUCCUCUUCUGCCUCACCCCUGCAAACGUCUUUAUGGCAGCUGCUUAUUCAGAAAGCAUGUUUGUCCUCCUAGUGUUUAGUGCCAUGUGGUGGCUAGAGAAAGGGCAGCAUUGGGCCAGCAGCCUCCUCUUUAUGCUAGCUGCUGGCGUGCGUUCCAACGGACUGAUCAAUGCUGGGUUCCUCCUCUAUUCCCAGACAAAACUCUUUGCCUCCCAGAUGCAGGUGAGGACAGGAACUGGAGUAAAGCCGCCACAGAUCUUGGGUCAAUUCCUAAACCUGGUAGCUUCCCUGGUGGUGAUGUCUGCCUCUGUUUUCCUGCCAUUUGCUUUGUUUCAGUUCUGGGCAUACCUUCGGUUCUGCAACACCACGUUUAGCCCUGAGUAUGCUGUGCCGGGCCCACUGUUGCAACUGGCUGCACAUAAGGGGUAUCGUGCAGCAGCCUCAAAUGGUGUGGCACCACCUUGGUGCUCCUGGAACUUUCCUGUGCUCUACACUUACAUUCAAGAUACUUACUGGAAUGUCGGCUUCCUCAGGUACUUUGAGCCCAGACAGAUCCCCAACUUCUUGCUAGCUGCACCCGCCAUUGUGCUGGGCUCCUGGGCAGCCUGGCGGUAUAUCGCUGCAAACCCCUGGCACUGCCUAACACUUGGCCUGCUGAGAAGAAAGACUGAAGGAAUGACGGGAAAGGACUUGAGCAAGCCAGCUACUGGUUUUUACUCUCCUGGUGCAUUUGUUUACAUGGUCCACGCAACAGUUCUGUUGGUGUUUGGGACCUUCUGCAUGCAUGUGCAGGUGAGUUUUGCAGAUUCUUGAAGGGCUGUCAGAUAGCGGGGUGGUGGCAACCUGAGCAAAAGUGUAUCAUGGUGUUAUCAGUCCAGCCUGGCAUAAAACCUUGAACUCUGCUUUGAAGGGAUACACACUAUGCAGGAGCAAAUGCUCAGCAGGAAGUGGUAGCCAAUCUCUGACCCAAGACAUUCAGACUUGAAUUUUUUUAAAGGUGUGCAUCUUACUCAUUUUGUGUGUAUUCUGAGAAUUAAUCUGCGACAUAGUCUCAAGACUUUGGCCUUUCCUAGCUCUGUUAAUCUAAAAUUCCUUAAACUAGAGAUGAACCCUAAGUCUCUUUAUGUGCUAAGCAAGUAUGCUAGUAUAGACUUGGCAUAUAUUAGGGUGAGAGACCUUGGGUCAUGGUAGAGCAUGUGCGCUGCAUGGAGGAGGUCCAGGUUUCAGUCCUUGACAUAUCCAGAUUAAAGAGUGGCAGGUGAUGAAAAUGACCUGAAACCCUGAAGAGCCACAGCUGCCAGACUACUGGGCUAAAUGGAUGAUAAUCUGACCUGAUAUAAAACAACUUGCUAUGUUCCUGUGCACUUUGCCACUGAGCAGUUAAUCUAGCUUUGGGUUAAGUACCAAGCAGAAGUGAAACAAAGGAACUAGAAGCAGUUAGCUUGGAAAAACAGUGAUUCUUAAGUUCAAAUAUGGGGGGAAAGGGAUACUGUGAAAGAAGAAAGAUGGUACUCGCCUCCCAGGGAAAUCAACAAUAUUUGAAUAGCAGCAGCUGAAAUUUGAACUGUGCAGAAGAGAAGACUUCAUACUUCUAGGCAGCAGACUUCA
This is a messenger RNA of Podarcis lilfordi (Lilford's wall lizard), 6525 nucleotides long. The record is from the annotation of a GenBank genome assembly. NCBI's taxonomy places the organism in Eukaryota, Metazoa, Chordata, Lepidosauria, Squamata, Lacertidae.